Molecule: messenger RNA, 1248 nt
Organism: Talaromyces stipitatus ATCC 10500
Lineage: Eukaryota; Fungi; Ascomycota; Eurotiomycetes; Eurotiales; Trichocomaceae
Exons: 5
Coding region: 298-1068 (256 amino acids)
Molecular function (GO): DNA binding; zinc ion binding
Source: RefSeq, a predicted model, not a curated record
GGGGUAUAUUUGACGAUUUUUGCUGCAGGAUAGAAGUCACAUGUUGUAGACAAACGGGUACUGAGAAGGGAGGUGCUCAGUGCGGGUUCUACUUCAGUCUAUUCCUUGCUCCUGUCGUAUCCAUCCACUUCUUUUUUUCUUUUUUUCUGUACAUACUUCUUCCUUUCCCAUUAAUCCUUCUCUUUUUCUCUUCUAAAAUCAUCCUUACCAUUGACUUUCAUCAGUUAUCUUGUCGGAUUGACUGCUGCAAAUCGCUCUCUGUCUGAGUAUUUUUGGAGACCCGUGUCGUUUCGUGUCAUGGGUAGCUACCGCAUCGAGGAGUCUCCUAACAAGCGGGCCGGUUGCUCUGUCAAGGCAUGCAAAGACCACAAGAUCAAGAUCCAGAAGGGCGAACUUCGUCUAGGAACCUGGGUUGACACCGAACGAUUUCAGAGCUGGUCUUACCGCCAUUGGGGAUGUAUUACCUCUCGGGUUCUUGCAAACAUCUUAGAGUCCAUUUCGGAAGAUGGUGAACCAAACUUUGACAUGGUAGAUGGCCUGGAGGAGUUGUCUGCUGAAAACCAGGAGAAAGUCAAGAAGGCUAUCGAGACGGGUGAGAUUGAUGAAGCUGAUAAGACCGAUCACUCGCUCUUAAAUGGCGAUGCUAGCGAGGAGGUGCAGAAUGAGAUUGAUGGUUCGUCUAAGAAGGCCGAGGCCGAUACUGUAGCCAAAAGCAAGAAGCGAUCUCGUGCAGAUGUAGAAGAAGAAGCGCACAGUAAGAAUACCAAAAAGACCAAAGGCAAACCCGCCGCCCAAGAAGAGGCGCCUGAAGAAAGGCCAGCAAAGCGCAGCAGAGCACGCAAGGCAGUGGAAGAAGCAACUGCUACGCAGCCAGAGAAACCCGUGAAGAAAUCAAGGAAGAAGGCCUCUGCAGCGAAUGGUCACGAAGAUGGAGAACACGAGAGAGUUGAGCAAGAAGCGACCAAAGUCAAUGAGCCAGCAAAGAAAGUCCGCGGCAAGGCGGCUACUACCAACAGCGAAAAGCCAAAGCGCGGACGCAAAAAGAAGGCCGUCGAGGAUGAAGAGUGAAUCAGAAAAAUACAACAUUUUUAAAGUACGUCCACUGAUUUCGUUUAACGGCUUGGUAAAGGGACGCCUUCCGUUGAACUAUCCAUUUCUUUCGGAUCUAUUUUUUUUUUCACACUUCAAUGCAUGUAUCAUUACCAUGUUAAGGGAAGGGGUAUGUUUCUGCAUUCUCAUAUUCGUCAG